Halteromyces radiatus is the source of this 702-nucleotide messenger RNA. RefSeq lists its product as uncharacterized. The transcript has 8 exons. Bases 1 to 702 code for a protein of 233 amino acids. The record is from RefSeq and is a predicted model, not a curated record. Lineage: Eukaryota; Fungi; Mucoromycota; Mucoromycetes; Mucorales; Cunninghamellaceae.
AUGUCACCUACCAUAUUGGAAGAAGAGCAGAUGGAUGAUGCUCAACUGGACGAAAUCGAAUUACAAACAGAUUCCUUUGCCCUUUUAAUUGCACAAAGUCAUACAACAGAUCCGAUAGCUUGGUGCAACACAUUAUUCUCUACCAUUACAGCACCGAAAAGGAACGAGCCGCUGCUAGGAUUCCCUGUAGAACGUGCCUGGUCAAUGGUCUAUGCAGAACUGCGCGGACGCUCUCGGGACAUUGCUCCUACUCGCCCCCGAGUAACAACUUUGGCUAAAUUAGAUGGGGAUCAUCAUAUUCGAAACAAUAAUCUCCCAACGGACCAGGAAAUGAUACAACAUCAACAACCUCAACAGAUACUACAACCAAUAGAAGCUCCUCUACCGGACAAAUAUAUCAAAAGAACCAAGAAAACAAGUGCUCUGUUGAAAAUUGAAAAUCGUACAUCGACCUUUCGAACACCUGGGAGCUUGGAGAAGCAUAUCCAUGACAUGCACAUUAGGACAAAUGCCAAGCUCAACAUCUCCACCCGAAAGGCAUUCACCAAGGUGCAAACAUUGACCUAUGUCUCGGUUCAUCAUGAUAUCACGCGCAAUUAUCGAAACGCCAAAAACAUCAUGGCUGAUCAAGAUGAGGGAACAUAUUAUGAAUACGAGGACUUGACACCAUAUUUGCAACAGAUGAUGACGGUUGAUGUAUGA